Messenger RNA from Penicillium canescens, 1173 nucleotides. RefSeq lists its product as uncharacterized. NCBI's taxonomy places the organism in Eukaryota, Fungi, Ascomycota, Eurotiomycetes, Eurotiales, Aspergillaceae. The coding region runs from base 1 to 1173 and encodes 390 amino acids. The record is from RefSeq and is a predicted model, not a curated record. The transcript is spliced from 2 exons.
AUGGACGGUCUCAGCGCCGGCGCCAGCGUCAUUGCUAUUUUGCAAGCUAUCGGCGCCAUCCCCAGCAUCAUCGACACGCUCCGCGCCUUGAUCCAUAUCGGCGAUGAGAUCAAAGCGCUCACCAAUGAGCUAACCACGCUUCAGGCUUUGCAGGACCACCUGAAAAGCCAGGUCGACCUACUCUCAGGCACCGAUCCGCGCCUGCGUGUUUCGGAGCCGAAGAUGCUGCAGUCGGCGCGAACCACGCUCGCAGAGUUGGUUCACGAGCUGCAAAAAUUGGUGGCGAGGUAUAAUAACAAGAAGCGGCGAAGGAUCCGGUUUGUCUGGGAUCGGAACAAGAUCGCGCAGAUGACGGAAAGAGCGAGGGCGGCGAGGCAGACGCUGAUGAUGGCUAUGCAGGACUUAAGUCUGGCGUUGAUGAACACGCAUGGCAAGGUUCUGCUCGACAUUCACACGUUCACGACAUCGAUGCCGGGUAUAAUGGAUGCGGGAGUUCAGCGCCUAGAGGGGUUGAUCACGACCUCGAGGAUUUUGACUCCGGCAUCAGCGAUGCCGGUUUCCGAUACCAGAGUUAUCACGAACGUGGCUUCCCCAGGACCGUCCCCGUUUCCCCAGUACCCUGAAGACCCCUUCUUCGAGCUCCUCACCUUCGGACGCCUCCUCACAGACAUAGAUGCAGACCCCAGCGAUCCGCACCCCUCCACCAUCUCCAUGCAAGCCUCUGUCUAUUCCUCCUCAGCUUGCCCGCAGUCCUGCUCCUGCCGCUGCCAUUUCUCCUCUGCCCUCCAUACCCCCUCCUGGCUCCAGCCCGUGCUCGGCAGUGUCCUUCUCAGCUAUAGUUGUAUCCCCCUUCUCGGCGCGGGGCCAUGCAACCAGGCGAACUGUGUGCGGGCUGCUUCGCGGGCUGAGCUGACAUACUACUUUCCGGUACGCGUAUUGAAACGCGCCCUCUGUCUCUCAAUCGAAGUGGGCGGCAGCUUUGGCUAUGGAGCCGGCUUACAUUUCAGUGUGCCAAGGGUAUUUUCGAGCCAUGACGAGGCGUGGGAAACGGUGAAUUUUGGGGGACCUAAAGACUUGAAGAGGGUGUUGGCAAUGAGACCGGGGUCUUAUUCCCCGUUGGAUGUGAACGAGGCGGGGAUGUCGCUUCUGAUGGUAAGACUGCGCCAGAUCUGA